This is a messenger RNA of Tetranychus urticae (two-spotted spider mite), 896 nucleotides long. RefSeq names its product DNA-directed RNA polymerases I, II, and III subunit Rpb5 (gene Polr2E). Lineage: Eukaryota; Metazoa; Arthropoda; Arachnida; Trombidiformes; Tetranychidae. Gene Ontology annotation, molecular function: DNA binding. Gene Ontology annotation, cellular component: RNA polymerase III complex; RNA polymerase II, core complex; RNA polymerase I complex. Gene Ontology annotation, biological process: transcription by RNA polymerase II; transcription elongation by RNA polymerase I; tRNA transcription by RNA polymerase III. The record is from RefSeq and is a predicted model, not a curated record.
AUUUUUGGGAUUUAAAAUUUUUUCCAUGCUCAAGUUGAGCAGCUUAAGUCUAUUUCAUCACAUUUCUCAUAUUCUGACAAAACUCAUCGUCUUUUUUGCCUGGAAUUUGAUUUCAAUUCAAAAUGGAUGACGAAGCUGACAUUUACAAAUUAUGGAGGAUUAGAAAAACAAUUAUGCAACUUUGUCAUGACAGAGGAUAUCUUGUGACUCAAGAUGAACUUGACCAGACUUUAGAACAAUUUAAGGAGCAGUUCGGUGAUAAACCAAGCGAGCGACAUCCAUCUAGAAGUGAUUUAAUUGUUUUGGUUGCUCAUAAUGAUGACCCAACUGAUCAAAUGUUUGUUUUCUUUCCGGACGAACCUAAGAUUGGAAUCAAAACAGUGAAAAAUUAUUGUCAAAGGAUGCAAGAAGAAAACAUUUCAAGAGCCUUAAUUGUUGUACAAAUGGGCAUGACACCUAGUGCUAAGCAAGCUCUUGUAGACAUGGCACCAAAAUAUAUUUUAGAGCAGUUUCUGGAAUCUGAACUUUUGAUUAACAUCACUGAACAUGAGCUUGUUCCAGAACAUGUAGUUUUAACGCCUGAAGAGAAGUCCGAACUUUUGACAAAGUAUAAAUUGAAAGAAAAUCAAUUGAUGAGAAUUCAAGCAAGUGACCCAGUUGCUCGAUACUAUGGAUUGAAGCGAGGACAGGUUGUAAAAAUCAUUAGACCUUCAGAAACAGCUGGACGAUACAUUUCCUAUCGAUUGGUAGUUUGAAAGCUUUGAGUUUACACGAUCAAAGAUAAAGUGACCAAAAAAUUUCCAGUUUUCUAAUUAACACCGGCAUUGUUAUAAAAUAUCAUAUUCAAGAUGUCAAUGCUUUUAUUGUAAUUCGAUUAAAGUUACAAUUUUCCAUUA